UCGCAGCUGCAGCAGGCUGGUCGGACAUGCAGACAUCCCGGCUCACGGCUUCUGCUCCAGGAUUAUAACUUUGCGGGAUUCCGUUUUGCGCGCAUUGCGACAGUCUGGGAUUAUAAACAGAGCCGGAUCCUGGAGUCAGAACAAAACGGAUGUCAGUGUGGUGGUCAGAGAUGGGAGAGGGCUUGGGGCCUCUCUCCACUGUAGGAUGGUAGCCGACAGCACAGUGGACGGCCAUGACAAGACCUUGUCAAGCUCAUCUUCUUUAUCAUCCUCAUCAUCAUCGUCGUCAUCCUCAUCCUCAUCAUCCUCAUCUUCAUUCUCCUCGUCCUUGUCCUCCGCCUCGUCCUCCUCUUCCUCCGCGUCGUCCCUGUCUCUCCACUCGGACUCUGGACUGCAUCAGGCCAGCACCGAUCAGAACCUGAGAUCCGUCCCGUCCGUCUACCUGACUCACUUCCCGACCUUCUCCAGCAAGGAGGACUGCAAGAUCAUCACCGACACCGCCGCCAAGCUCGAGCGCAGCGGCUUCUACUGGGGCCCUCUGGGAGUGGAGGACGCGCACCGCAUGCUGCGGGAGGCGCCGCUGGGAAGCUUCCUCAUCCGCGACAGCCGGCAGAAGGACGUCUUCUUCACGCUGUCCUACCACGCCAAGAGCGGGCCGGUCAGCGUGCGCAUCGACUACAAGCAGCAGAAGUUCUCGCUGGCGGGCAACAAGCGCUCCUUUCCGACGCUCUUCACCCUCUUGGAGUACUAUGUCAACUCUCCCAGGAAGAGCCUGAGCGUCCCGUGCAGGAAAUGGAAGCCGACGCUGCAGGAGCUGUGCAGGAAGCGCAUUCUGGAGCAGUGCGGCGGAGAGAGCCGGAUCCCGGACCUACCGCUCACACAUGUGGUCCAAGACUUUCUGUUGGAAUUCCCCUUCAGACUUUGAGCUGCUUGGCAUGCGAACUCUUGUCUUUGUUCAUUUUAAUUUCAAGAAUGCAGUUUUUACCAAGUAACCCUGAAACCGAGGGUCUUUCCGAGCCUGCUCGCCACGCAGCGGAGACAAAGACGGAAUCACAGCGAGC
This is a messenger RNA of Salarias fasciatus (jewelled blenny), 1061 nucleotides long. It is a transcript of the gene socs1a, whose product is annotated as suppressor of cytokine signaling 1a. The record is from RefSeq and is a predicted model, not a curated record. The transcript is spliced from 2 exons. Gene Ontology annotation, molecular function: 1-phosphatidylinositol-3-kinase regulator activity. Gene Ontology annotation, cellular component: phosphatidylinositol 3-kinase complex. NCBI's taxonomy places the organism in Eukaryota, Metazoa, Chordata, Actinopteri, Blenniiformes, Blenniidae. Gene Ontology annotation, biological process: phosphatidylinositol phosphate biosynthetic process; intracellular signal transduction. The coding region runs from base 206 to 925 and encodes 239 amino acids.